AUGGCAGCCCCUGACCGAUACGGACGGCAGCACGAGGAGCAGCAGUACAGCAGCAGCAGCCGCACCAAGGUUGUCGACGACCACGAGGGUGGAGGCGUCGGUGAUCCUAGGGGAGACCCGCAGUGGAGGUGGGCUGGACCCCCCGCGCAUGUCGGCGAGAGCGAGGCACAACACGACCGGCAGCAAGCACACCCUGCCGCUGGUCCAACACACAUCCGAGCUGCAUCCCCUGAGAGGCUCGAUGUUGGCUACGGAAGCGACAACUUCGAGGACGACGACGACGACGACGUCGACAGGUCGUGGGUUCGGAACCGUUCCGUGGACGAUAGCGUCAGCAGCGACGGCGAUGCUGUGGUGCAGCACGGGGCACCUUCCCCGGUGGCCGCAGAAGCAGCGGCAGCGGCAGCGGCACCGUCCCCGCCGCCGUCGGCGUCGCGGUCGUUCGAAGACCAGCCCAUCCGAGGCCUUGCGGGAGCCAAAGAGAUGUCUCUCGACGAGCUGAUCGCGCAGGGGGAGCGGCAGAUGCAAGAGGCGCAGGCAAAGAACGCGCUGGCGAAGCCGCCCCGAACGUCCGCCGCUUCUUCCGCUGCUGCUGCUGCUGCCGCCGUUAGCGCCGGUGGCGGCUACAGCAGUAGACCCAACACUCCGCCGGACCCUGCUAUCAUCGCCGCCCGCCCAGAGUUGGCUAGGCCUGAAAACGGGGAGGACAAUGCCGCCAGCAGUGAGACAUACGCAACUGGCGGCGGCAGCAGCAGCGGCAGCCGGCAACCGAAGUUACGUGAGAUGAUGCUAGGAGGACCGCCGACAGUAGCCGCUGGGGAAUCUCACGGGGGGGACGCCAACAACAGCGGCAGCAUGCGGUCGUCUGUGGCGUCGAAUCUCGCUUGGGAUGGUCGUGGCGGUGGCGGUGGUGGUGGCGGUGGCGGCGGCGGUGGGCUCCGGGUCUCCUUGAGAAGCGGGGCCUCGUUCUCCACGAGUUGGUCAGGCGGCGACCCCGAACAGUUGCGGCAUCUCUCUAUGGGCGUCAAACCCGCGGACGAGCAGGAGCAAGACGAGUGCUUGGAGGAGCGAGAGCGGCGAGAGUUCUACGAGCUGGAGAUGGAGCUGCUGCAGGAGGAGGAGGAGGAAGAGGAGAGAGGAGGAGGGGGCGGCCUGGACCAGCAAGGGGGUAGUGCUGCUGGCAGAGAGCAUGAGCAGCAGCAGCACCAUACCGAUUUCUGGAACGGCGAGCGUGAGAGCUCCGCGUUCAAGGCUGCUGGCGAUGAGGACGGCGGUGCCCUGCGGGAAGGACGAGGGCUUGAAUCGGCCGCGACUUCGAACACGGGGCAUUCUGGAUGGAGACACCAGGCGGCAGCGGCGAGAAGCGAUAGCGUACGCCUUGCCGCUGCUGAUCGCUACCAGGCCUUCUCCGGAGAUGCGAGGGCGGAAGGCAGUAGGUCCUCCUCCUCUUCCACACGUGGGCCUCGUCCAAGUGCCCGAGGCGGCGGGGUGCAGGUAACCGCCGCCGCAGCCACUGGGAACGUGGUUCACAGCGAUGCGGAAGAAACACGCACCUGGGGAAAAGACGAGGAGGAGGAGGAGGAGGAGGAGGUUGCAAGGGCGGCGCGGGACGCUGAUCUGAGCAGAGGGUACGGCGGUGGAGAGAGGGGGAAAGACGUCCAUCGCUGGGAAGCAGCAGGGGCGUCGGGUGGCAAGGACGAUGAUUGGCCCAGCCAAGAACGAGAUCGGUGGGGACAAACGGCGAUCCGCCAGAGGGCCGACGACACCCGAGACCCAUCGCGAUACGGGCAGCAGCAGCAGCAGCAGUCAGUCCGCGACGAAACGCUCGCGGCGCGAGGCCGACAGACAGCAAACCGGGGUGACUAUGAUGAUGCGUCGACGUCUCCGGUCCGACGCCUUCCACAGCACACCCGGAACCUCACCCACACGCCGCCGCCGCCGCCACCGCCCCCUCCUGGCGUACCGACAGCAGACCCCGCGGCUGAACCGUCGAACAAGAGCGGCGGCAGUAGGAGCACCGCAGGGCGAGGAGACGACAAGCAGCACCACGGCGACGGCUUCGACGACGAUCAUGCCUGGGGGGAAGUGGACAGCAGCGUUGCCGGUGUGGCUGAACGAGGGACAGCCCCCGGGGACCCGCAAAGACGGGCCGGAACCGUCGGCCGCCGGCGAGGGUUUCCUGUCGAAGGAGUCGACGGUGGUGAUAGUGCUUUCGGCGCGCCGUUGUCCAGGCAAGCCCCCCCGCGCGAGGAAUCGGCCGCGCUGACACCCGCCCCGGCGGCGGCAGACCACGGAGCCCCCUCGCAGUCCAAGCUGGUGCAAAGGGUGUUCGGGGCGCGUGGAAGGCGGGGGGGCGCUGCAAGAGGCAGGGGGGGGAGGGGGGGGAGACACCAGGCGGCCGGGCGUGGCGGGGGCAGGGCCGGGCGUGGGGGUAGUGUAGUUGAGGGUCAGGGAGGGGAGCAGGGGACGGGAGGAGGAGGCAGCAGCUGGGCGAUGCAGGCGGAGGUGCAGGGGAAGCUCCGGGAGCUAGAAGAAGAGGUGGCACGUUACAAGGAGGAGAACGAACGCGCACGUUUGGCACGGAGGAAGCAGGAAACCGCUCUCGCCGAGGUGAUGCGGAAGCGCCAGGAGGUGCGGGAAUGGGCGGAGGCGGAGAGGGCAGCGGUGGAAGCCUGGUGCACGGAACAGAGGCAGGCGUCUGCGAGGGAGAAACGCGCGGCGCUCAAACAGAUUCAAGGCCUCAGGGCUAGGGCGCAGGCCGGAGGUGGCUUGGGCGGCGGCACGGCCGUGGAGAGACGGCAGCGCCAAGAGAUCGAAGGGCUCAAGGCGACAAUCGAACGCGCCAAGCUAGACACAGAGGCGGCAAAGAAGAAGUCUAGGGCUUCUGAGCGGAGACUCCAGCAGCAGAUCAAGGGCGGAGCCGAGCGCGUCGCCGAGCUGGAAGGCCAGGUCUCCUUCCUAGAGCGGCAGAGAGUGGAUGUCUGGGCUAGCGCUACGGGGGGCGGUAGCGGUACCCUCGGCGGUACCGGCGGCCGUCCUUCCAGGGCAAGCGUUGUCACACCGGCCGUGUCUCGCAGCAUGAACGACGGCGUCCGAAAAUCGUCGAACGGUUCGGCGAAGGCUAGGGCCGGUGGCGCAAGGUCGAGAGUCGCUACCGUUACCCUCUCGGCGGAGGCCGAGCCGGCGAGGGGGGCGGGGUCACGGCGGCCGGCGGAACGAGGUCACGACCAGGAGCCUCGCAAGCAUGAGGAGGCAACCGCAGCUAGGGGGCAAGACGGUGGCGGUGCCGCGUGGGAGAGGGGGGAAGAUGUGCACGUGCGGGAGGAGGAGGAGGAGACGAGGGGUUUCGGUGAGGGAGCGGUGAUGGUGGCGAGGGAGCGAAGGCAGGACGGUGGUAGGCACUACUACGAGCCCUCGGUCCGGAACGGUGCUCGGUCGGGGCUAUACCAGUACCAGGAGGAGGAUGAUCGGGGGGAGCAGCACCGGUGGUCUCGUCAGGCAGGUGGUGGCAACGGUGGGAGCGGUACCCGCUGGGAGGAGGAGGAGGAGGAGGGCGGAGGACGGCAUGUCAAUGGUCGAACAAGCAGAGGCGGCGUACCAUGGCGAGCGGACGGCGACGACACGCGACUGGACCACAGAAACGCCGGCGCCGGGCGCUGGGCGACUUCUCGUGUGCACGGCGGCGCUGCCCGUCCCCCCUCGGACGAUGUCCAAGUCGCGCGCUUUCAUGACCAGCAGCCCGGCCAAAGGCAGGAGUGGGAGCACGCUGAUGCCCGCAUCUCUUCCCGCGGAGGAGGUGUGGAGGGUCACCAGCGGGACGGCGAGGUUCUAGUCGGAGACAAAGCCGGCCCGGGGGGCGGCGAGGUUAACGGCAUCGAACGCGCUAACGACGGCGACGAGCUGGGGUCGUCCUGGGGGGGAGUUCGACGUAGCACGGCGCGGGUGUCGUCGUCGGACGGUUUCAAGUACGACCCCAUGAGGUAUGAGAUGGCUCCGGGGAGCGAUCCCAGGGUGUACCCUCACGAGGGGGGCGUGCGGAGCAGCAGCAGCGGCGACGGUAGACCGUCGAUGGCGGCGCUGGACCGGACGUCCGUGUUGCGUCGCUCCGAUGCUGGUGGCGGUGGUGGCAUGAGGACAGGGUCCUCCGCCGGAGACCACCACUACCACCCGCGGCAGUUUAGAGAAAAUCCCCGAGAUGACCAGGACAGUGCUGCUGCUGCCAUGGGAGAUGCUCGCGGGAGGAACGACAAUGCAGGUGGCGACGGCGGCAGCAGGUUAGACCCGCAUGAGCGCAGGGAGGUGAAUGGCACGCGGGGCGAAGAGGGUGACUCCGCCAUUGCCGGCGGCGGCGGCGGCGGCGGCGGCGGCGUUAACGGAUCGCUGGAGCGAGGCGAGCACGACGCGCCGGCGGGGGCGACGCGGAUAGCUGGACACGCGCACGAGGGCGGCAGGGGUCCCGUGACGGAGCGGGAAGAGGAGGCGCGUGGGCACGGGAGCGCGGGGGCUCCGGGUGCAAACGUUCAGCCGGCGGCGGCGGGGGAGGCGGCCACGGCUGGCUUUGCCGGGUCGUCGGGGGCAGCGAGGUCCUUGCCGACGGGAAGCGGCGGGAGUGGGAGCGGGAGCGGGGGAAAGGUGGAACACGUUCUGAGGGACGGCAGGCGGGUCAUCUUGUUCGCGAAUGGGACGCAGAAGGAGACGCUGCCCGAUGGCGGUUGCGUAGUGCGGUUCGUGAACGGUGAUCUUAAACGUGUCGGAGGGGAGACUGGGGUCGUCAUCUACACCUACGCCGCGGCCCGUACGACUCACACGAUGCACCCAUCGGGGCUAGAGGUGUUCGAGUUUCCUAACGGGCAGGUGGAGCGUCAUCACAAGACGGGGGAGAAGGAGAUUGACUUUCCGGACGGCACUCGCAAGUACAUACUGCCUUCCGGACGCGAGAUGAGCGAGUUUCCCGACGGGGUUACCGUCGUAGAGUACCCCGAGGGGCACCGAGACGUGACGUCACCGAACGGCACCACUCAUCGCGAACGGCCCGACGGCACCGUGGAAGACGUUACGUCUUCAUCUUCGGCAUCGUCGUCGAAACCCUUCGGACCUUCGAGGGGGGGUGUUCAUCGCAUUCAUCACUAACUUGGCGCAGCGUUGGUAGCGUCGCGCGACGGUUGGUAACGGCUUCACGGAACACCAUUCGCGGGGUGUAGGGGCGGGUACGCCAGGGGUCGGCGGGGUGCGGUUUAACUCAACUUCAUUCGCGGGACGGCUGGUAACGGCAUACCUUGAAACCAUUCCCGUCAUGGCUGGUAACGGCUUACCUUUAGCACCAUUCUCGACACAGUGCUGGUUACGGUAAAACGUUGAUUCGCGGGGUGUAGAGGGGUGGGUACGCCGGGGAGCGGCGGGUUGCAGGCGAGCGCCUUCGUCCUUUGUUGGGACGCGAAGACGUGCGACACUCGCUGCGAACGAGGAUUGGUUGGACGGGGAGAGGAUCGGGUGCGUGUGGUGUGUAUGUACAGUAUGCAUAGCAAUUUUCAC
Molecule: messenger RNA, 5532 nt
Organism: Ectocarpus siliculosus
Lineage: Eukaryota; Phaeophyceae; Ectocarpales; Ectocarpaceae
Source: the annotation of a GenBank genome assembly